This is a messenger RNA of Naegleria fowleri, 6006 nucleotides long. RefSeq lists its product as uncharacterized. Gene Ontology annotation, cellular component: spindle pole; centrosome; microtubule plus-end. Gene Ontology annotation, biological process: centrosome duplication; establishment or maintenance of microtubule cytoskeleton polarity; microtubule polymerization. Bases 1 to 6006 code for a protein of 2001 amino acids. The record is from RefSeq and is a predicted model, not a curated record. Gene Ontology annotation, molecular function: microtubule plus-end binding; microtubule plus end polymerase activity. Lineage: Eukaryota; Heterolobosea; Eutetramitea; Acrasida; Naegleriidae. The transcript is spliced from 2 exons.
AUGACCUUGCGAGAAGAAGCGGUGAGCAAUGAACCUGAAAUUCCGUCGAGCCACGAUCUCUUUCAAAAGAUGUUGGAAGAGGAGCUGAGAAAGGAAGAGGAACGAAUGAAAAAUAAUCAGGGAUUCAGUGAGCGAAUGCCAAAGAACACAAGUAAACACAUUAAUUUUGAUGAUCAGCCAAUAAAAAGGUUUACGCCUCAAACUAAUCCAUCCUCUCUUCCUUUGCAAGUUCGGACCAUCAAACAGCAGAACCCAUCAAAUGAAGAGGAGAGAAACGAUGGAAUGAUUGAAAGUCAAACAACAAAAAAAGAUUCAUUAAUAAUGCAACAUGAAAUUGCAACAUCAACAUCGUUAAACCAACAAACAAAUAAUACCGAGGCUCAAGAACUUCCAAACGACACAACCUUCCCGAAACAUAUUCAAUCACCCCUCAACAGCGAGCAAGAAACAAAUCAAGGCGAAAACCCGCCAAAAGAAACAACCAACGAUGAGUUUGAAGUUUACGUCCACAUACCACAACGGAAACGAGCACCAGCAGCUGCUUCAGAACCAACAACAUCGUCCAACAACAAUCCCGAAGAGCAACCUUUGUUCCUGUCAACACCAGUCAUGAGUGAAGUUCUCAACAGCGUUACCUCUCCGUUUGAAGAUGCAACACCAUCAACACCACCUUCGUCAAACUUACUUUUUGAAAACAUGCUCCGCAAACAAUUGAUGCAAGAGAACAAUUCCUCAUCCAACGACGAGAAUCCAGCAUGGAAAAAGAAAGUGGAUGAGCUAGAGCAUUUGUGUGCGAAAUUUAAAGAAUCGGAUCCUACUGAUUCAGUAUUUCAAGCAAGUGAAAAUGAGCUCAUUCAAGCACUGAACAAUCGACAUCCAAGUGUUUUAGAAAAGGCAGUAGAAACUCUUUAUCAUUUUGUGAAUCAAUACAAAAACGCCUCAAGUACAGCUGAAAAAUUUAUACCCAUCUUAAUUGAGAAAGGCCUACCCUCAAAGCCAUCCGUACAGUCAAAGAGUGUGGAAAUCAUACUACUCUAUAUUGAAGUGUCAGAUCCGUCUAGUAUUAUAUCCAUACUGAAGGGUCACUUCUCAAAUAAGAAGCCCAAGCUUCGAGCACAAUGCAUCAGUAUCGUACAAACAGCAGUGCAUGGUUUUGGCUUUCCAACUAUUCCUCCUAAAAUAAUAUUACAAAGCCUUCCAAGCAUUCUCGAUGAUGCAAGUGUACGAGAGGAAGCUCACAAAUUGGCCAUGGAAACUUUCCGAUGGCUUGGAUUUGAGGCUGUUGAGGUACACUUGUCAAAUGUAAAAUCAAACAAAAUGAAGGCCCUUAGAGAAGAGUUUGACCUUCUUCAUGAUAAAUCACCAGCCGCGGUGACACGAUUCUGUCGAUCCACUCUAAAUCCGUCGUCUGUCAAGCCCUCAUCCGUCCACUCGACCGCCAUUACAACGUCGUCACUCCUCAAAGAUAUUGAAGUGCCCACAAAAGAAAAAGAAACCAUUGAUAUCAAUGAAAAGUUGAGAAAGGAUUGGUACAGUGAUGCUGAAAAUGAAAAAUGGUCCAUACGUAGGGAUGCCUUUGAAGAAUUAAAAAGGCUAGUUGACAAUUUUCAUAUCAAGAAGGGAUGCGAUUGUUCCAACAUUUUUUCUGCCAUCAAUGUUGUUCUUCAACGAGAAAAGAAUGUAGCUGUUGUUAAGGAAUCUAUCGAUUGUCUGACUGCCUUCUCUAAAGCCAUGAAGUCUGAUUUCACAACAACGGCAAAAUACCUCUAUGAAAGACUAUUGACCAAGUUGAAAGAAAAAAAGUUAGCCGAUCCUACACUUGAAUGCCUGGUGUCAUUCGACACUUGCACCUUUCCCUUUACGGACAUGUUGGAAACCAUUUUUUCAGCCAUGAACAAUAAGACAGCCUCAAACUCAGAAAAACUGCAAAUAUUCACACUCCUGGAAAGAUGUUUAAUCAACAAAAAGAAGAAAGAUCUGGAAAAAUCUCUCAAGCCUCUAUUCAAUCAUUUACUUGCUUUUACGGAUGAUGCUAGCUCCGAAGUGAGAGAUACGUGUUGCAAAAUUAUUGCUCGCCUUAUUUGGGUCGUUGGAGAGACGGAUCAAACAAAUUCACUCUUGAAAUUGGAGUCUCAUGUGAAGGAAAAAAUUGUGCAGUAUUUGGAAUCAUACGGAGCGCCUCCAAUUGACAAUGAUAUCAGCACGAGACUGUCUCAAUCUAUAGACUAUAAGAAAACAUCAAGCUCUACAAUUUCAAAAACAGGUUCAAUAUCUCGACCUCCCUCGCGAACAAUCGAAACAAAACCCUCCUUAGGAUCUACCACGAAGAGAUCAAAGGUACCCACCUCUAAAUCAGUGUGUCUAAACAAACAAGGCAAUAAUGGCAGCAGCUCAGUUCCUGCUAUUACCCUCUCUGCUUCAGAUGUAUUGGAAGAAUGUAAGGUCUUAUUUGGAGAGGCUUGUGUUGAAAAGUUAGCCAACAGCAAUUGGAGUGAUCGAAUUGAGGCACUAUGUAAUAUUGAAUCUAUCAUUAAUUCACUCGAAAAAACAACACUCGAAGCAAAGCAUGAACACAUCAUAAGCCUCUUUCAAUACAAACCUGGAUUGAAAGAAUCCAAUGCCAAAGUAUUGGAGAAGACAUUUGACUUGAUUGAAAACGUUCUCAACAAGACAGAUAUAAAAUCUGGAGAACUAAAUUCAUUACCCACUAUCACAUGGAUGCUUGAUAAGCUAAUUACGCCUAAAGUUGAUAUACAAGCAAAAAAGGGUUUAAAGGCAUUUUGUGAGUCCAUCAAUCCCCAGUAUCUAUUUAUUAAGAUCUCUGAAAACUUGGAUGACAAGCCACCAAAAUUGAUUGGAUCUAUUUUGGAAUGGCUUAGUGAAGUUAUUACAGAGUUCAGUAUUGCAUGCUUUAAUACUCCAGAACUGAUCGAUUUUGCUAAAAAGUAUUUGGGAAAUAGUAAUCCAAUCAUCAAAAAAGGCUGUAUCAAAAUGCUUGUUUCCAUGAGAUCAUACAUGGGCGAAGGACUGUUGCACUUCUUGUCAGAUACCAAACCUGCCUUGUUAGAUAUGGUCAAGAAGGAGUUUCAAAAAGUCGAAGGGCCUCCACCGGAACCAACGCGCAAAGUGAAAGGGCAAGAGAAGAUACAACUCAGUGUGAGUGCGUACGAAAAUUCUCUUCCAAGGUUUGAUAUCAUGCCAAAAAUCUCUCCAAAAAUCUUUCACUCUCUUGAUGACAAGAAUUGGACCAUUCGAGUUGAGGCGCUACAAACUAUUGAAAAGAUAAUCACCGAUGAUGCCCACAAACGAAUUCAACCAAAUAUUCUCGAUCUUAUUCAUGCGUUGAGGCAAAGACUGGAAGAUGCCAACAUCAAAGUUGUGACAACUGCUCUCUCACUUUUGGAUUUAAUUGCAGAGGCAGUAGGAUCAGAUAUGGAAAAGUAUUUGAAAAUUCUUUUACCCAGCAUUGUUUCAAAAUCAAUGCACAAUAAUAAGGCAGUAAGAACUGCCGCAUUGGAGUCUUUGGACAAAUACAUUGCCGUGUUCCCAUUUGAGAGUAUGAUAAAAUUUUUCCCUAAAGCCAUCACAGGUGAAAAAGGUAAUCCUGAAGGAAAGAAGGAAGUCUUGGAAUUUAUUAACAACCAUUUGGCUACCAUGAAAACUAAGAAUAUUGAUAUUUUUUCUCCAUUGGUCAAACCCUUGUUGGAGUAUUUGCAAGCGUCGAGAUCUGACACGCGAAAACUUGCAGAAGCAAUUUUAUCCGAAAUUUUACAGCACGGAGGCUACUAUUAUGUUUCAAAGCAAGUAAGAGAAUUGAAACCGGCGUUCCAACAGAGUUUGGCUCCUCUGUUGGAAAAACAUGUUCCUUUUUAUCAAAAACAUGUUCCUCAAACGCAAGAUGAUAUUGAGAUGCCAUCAUCAACUCAACCAAUGACUCAGUCGGUCACUGUUUCGGCCGUUCCUGUUACUUUGCAAAAAUUUGAACGAAAGAUGACAUUAAGGGACGUGAGUAGAUCACUGAAUGUAGAGGUCAGACAGGCAAAUGGCACAUCUCAUCUGCCUUCCUCGUUCACAGCAGCUGGUUCAUCUUCAACCACCUUGAAUGCAGCUUCAACCAUGAAUAAUAGUAUCGACCAUGAUUCAGAGUUUUCAAAGCAACCAAAAACAGUUAAGAAACGUGCCAAUAUUUCCAAGACAUUGGCCUCCUCUCCAAACCAGAGAUCGCCUUCUCCACCAUCUGCACUGCAAUCAAAAACGAGCGUUUCGCUCCAGCCGCUAAAACCUUUCUUACCUAUUAUUCCUCGUUUGCAGUUGGCAACUCCUCAAGUGGAAUCCGUUGAUGAGUAUAAAUUGGACUUGCAAAAGAUCGAAGAGCAAACCACUGUCACACCACACAUGCCUUCUUCUGAGAUCGCUAUUCCUGAAUUACCCCAACACCAACCACACAAUACUUCUCUCACAGGAAACUCUACUCCACGAAUGCCCGAAAGGUCUCCUGUUAAAGAGACUAUUCGAACAGAGCAGGCUCACACAUCUCUCUCUAUUGGAGAGUUGGUCAAUACAAUCAAUACAAGUGAACACGGAUCGGAGGCGGCCAUUAAUGCUUUAAAAACCCUCGUGUUGAAAUUUAAGGAUGAAUCAUGCAGACCUGCCAUCCUCUCGUCUCUGAAAGAACUUGUAGAAUCCCUCACCGAAAAUACUCAAUAUUCUUUCGAAAAGGCGUCAGCAGGUUUGGUCACUACUAGAAUUUGUAAAUAUCUUCUCUCCACUCUUAUGUCUCUGUUCAAUGAUAGACAGAUGGCCGCAUUUGUCCCUCAAGAGACUUUGCAAAGAACGAUUGAUCAGUUGUUGAGCCGUCUUUUAGAUGAAAGACUACCAUCUCUCGAGAAUGGACAAGAUUUGUUGAAAGGUCUUAACUCACUCAUGCUAAAAGUAUUGGAGAAUUCGAAUAGGACCUUCUCCUAUACCUCUCUCAUACACUUGUUGGAGUAUUCAUAUGCCAACCCUGCUCUGAAAAAAUAUUCUGAGCUAGUGGUGAAGUGUCUCAUCAAGUUAACAAAAGCCCUCGCAGCUACCAUUUCACGAGUUGACGUGGAUAUUCUAUUAAUGGAUUUACAUAGCUUUUUGACGCACAAUCCUCCAACCUUGUUUAAGGAUAGAAACGACUUGCCUCUUAGGACCAUUAAAACUAUCCUUAACGAGCUCGUCAAAGUCAAGGGAGAAAGUAUAAGAUCUUGCCUCAAUCUGAUCCCCACACACAAAAACCCCCUCAUUAUCUCAUAUAUUGAACUCAUGCUCACUUCUUCAGCGAAUCAGCAAGCAGUAUCUUCGGGUGGUUCUACAACAACCACAAAUAUGAAUGUUUCACCAAUGGUCGCUGUUGCUUCAUCGAAUACUGCUGCUACUUCAAAUCUCUCUGCUCAAGCAACUAAUACAGGUAUUGGUGUUAAUAAUAAUAACAUGAAUGUGACAACAACAAAUCAACCAUCAUCAAAUCAGCAACAACCUCAAUUACAACCACAGCAAGCAAAACCAACAAGGCCUUCACCUCCCAAUUCAUCAAAUGGAAACAAUAACGAGAAAGCCAUUCAAGAUGAACUCUCUGAAAUAUUCAAUUUAAUUAGCAAUAAGGACAGCACGCAUUCGGGGUUAUACAAAUUGUACGAGUUCAAAAAGUCUCACCCCACUGUGAGCAUUAAUACCCACCUAUCGAAAUGCAGCGAACCAUUCCAGCAAUACAUUCAUCGUCAACUUGCUAAAAUAGCUCAAUAUGAAGCCUCAAAACAAGAUACUAGAAGCAAUAAUCUUCAGAAAAGCCAUCCAACAUCUUCUUUGUCUCCCUCAAGAAAAACUCCAACCAUUACCUCGGUGGAUGACAUCCGAAGGCAGCUAAAGCUUGUCCAGCAAGAAUCGAAGCUGAAGAAUGCACGCUCUCUCACGGUGUCUGACUUGAAGAAGAGAAUUCAAAAUAUUGAGGAAAAAUUAUCUGCUGACAACGAAGAGUAG